This is a messenger RNA of Xiphias gladius (swordfish), 1923 nucleotides long. RefSeq names its product aryl hydrocarbon receptor nuclear translocator-like 2 (gene bmal2). The transcript is spliced from 16 exons. Gene Ontology annotation, molecular function: DNA-binding transcription factor activity, RNA polymerase II-specific; RNA polymerase II cis-regulatory region sequence-specific DNA binding; protein dimerization activity. Bases 73 to 1878 code for a protein of 601 amino acids. Gene Ontology annotation, biological process: regulation of transcription by RNA polymerase II. Gene Ontology annotation, cellular component: transcription regulator complex; nucleus; aryl hydrocarbon receptor complex. NCBI's taxonomy places the organism in Eukaryota, Metazoa, Chordata, Actinopteri, Istiophoriformes, Xiphiidae. The record is from RefSeq and is a predicted model, not a curated record.
UGUAUUUUGUGUGUUUUAGAGGAUGUGCUGGUUGAGGAAAACCAAAGCAGUUCUGUCUCUCUGCCCAGCCUGAUGACCCCAUCCUCAGCUGCUGGCAUGUCCUUCAGCAUGGAGAUGCCCCGGAAGCGCAAGGGCAGCAUGGACAACCAGGAUACAAAAUCUGUUUCCAUCCCUGAUGCAGAUAUGGAAGACGACCAAAACGGUUCAGAUGGAGAGGACCAACAUGUCAAAAUUAAAUGCAUCAGGGAACCACACAGCCAAAUUGAGAAGAGGAGACGGGACAAAAUGAACAAUCUUAUAGACAAACUGUCAGCCAUGAUCCCGACUUGUAACCCCAUGUCUCGUAAGCUGGACAAACUCACUGUGCUCAGAAUGGCUGUGCAGCACCUCAAAUCUCUCAAAGGUUCAGCAAGCUCCUUUUCAGAAGCUAACUAUAAGCCGUCAUUCCUUCCUAAUGAGGAGCUCAAACACCUUGUCCUCAAGGCUGCAGAUGGGUUCCUGUUUGUAGUGGGCUGUGAUCGUGGGAAAAUAGUUUUUGUCUCAGAGUCCGUCACGAAGAUAUUAAAUUAUAGUCGGGCGGAGCUGAUUGGACAGAGCCUGUUUGAUUACAUACACCCUAAGGAUAUGGGAAAAGUGAAGGAGCAGCUGUCAGCUUCUGAAUUAUACCCUCGUGAACGGCUUAUAGAUGCUAAAACCGGUCUGCAGGUCCAGGCUGACGUCCCAGUCGGUGCAGCACGGCUGUGUUCAGGCGCACGGCGCUCUUUCUUCUGUCGCAUGAAAUACAACAAGAUUUCUGUCAAAGUGGAGGAGAAGGAAUUCCAGGCCAGCACCUCCAAAAAGAAAGAGUCGCAGAAGUACUGCACUGUCCACUGUACAGGCUACAUGCGCAGCUGGCCUACCAGUCAGUUGGGAGCAGAGGGGGAAGGCGAGGCCGACAAGCAGGACAGCUCCCACUUCAGCUGCCUGGUGGCGGUGGGACGCGUCCACUCUCACCUGUCUCCCCAGGUUAAUGGAGAAGUCCGAGUUAAACCCACAGAGUUCAUCACACGCUAUGCCAUGGAUGGCAAAUUCACCUUUGUCGAUCAAAGAGCGACAACCAUUCUUGGUUAUCUUCCCCAAGAAUUGCUUGGGACAUCAUGCUAUGAGUACUUCCAUCAAGACGACUUACCACAUUUAGCUGAUAGACAUCGAAAAGUGCUGCGGAGUAAAGAGAAAAUUGAGACCAACUGCUAUAAAUUCAAAACAAAAUAUGGCUCUUUUGUCACUCUGCAAAGUCAGUGGUUUAGUUUUGUAAAUCCCUGGACCAAAGAAGUAGAAUAUAUAGUGUCAACUAAUACAGUCAUAUCGCAUGAUCACAGUCGAAGCAGUCGGUCGGGAAACAAGUCUGAACAGUCGAGCAAUUCCAAGACUUCUGAAGAAGAUGGCAAGAAGUCCCUUCCAAUUAUACCCGGCAUCUCCACCACACCUGGAACUAUGAUUUAUGCUGGAAGCAUAGGGACGCAGAUUGCCAAUGAGCUGCUGGAUUUCAACAGGAUGAACUCAUCACCUUCCAGUGGUAACGUCAGCCCGUUCAGUUUACCACAGGAUAAGUCUCCACAAACUCACAAUCAAAUCAGCAACAAUGUGCCAAAUGGAGAGGCAACAGACAUGGAGAUGCCAGGAAAGUCCAGCUCAGAGGAUGAGCCCCAGGGAGCUGCAUUCUCAGGAGAAACACUCAUGGGGGAGAAUUCCCAGCUGGAUUUGGACAGUGUGGUUGGACCAGGCCUUAGUAGUCUCAGCAACGAUGAAGCAGCCAUGGCAGUGAUCAUGAGCCUCCUGGAAACGGAUACAAACUUGGGCGAGGCUGUGGACUUUGAAGAGAUGCACUGGUCUUUAUAGAAUCGGCUUUUACAGUGUGACACUGUAGCACACUUAAAAAAAAAA